Molecule: messenger RNA, 2023 nt
Organism: Triplophysa dalaica
Lineage: Eukaryota; Metazoa; Chordata; Actinopteri; Cypriniformes; Nemacheilidae
Gene: gorasp2
Product: golgi reassembly stacking protein 2
Exons: 10
Coding region: 159-1475 (438 amino acids)
Biological process (GO): Golgi organization
Cellular component (GO): Golgi apparatus
Molecular function (GO): protein binding
Source: RefSeq, a predicted model, not a curated record
UUCCUGCACUGCCACGUCAUUCACGCACACACACAGUCCUUGCGCAUCCCGGUGAUACUCGCUCGCGCUCUCUGUCCCAGAAAACCGGCUGGUAAAGAGAAGCGAUAAAAGAAUAUAGACGACAUUAUUCCCGGUUACACAGAAACGAAGUGGGGAAUAUGGGGGGUUCGCAGAGCGUGGAAAUUCCCGGAGGAGGCUCGGAGGGCUAUCAUGUUCUGAGAGUGCAGGAGAAUUCUCCUGGACACAGAGCAGGUCUAGAGCCCUUCUUUGACUUCAUUGUGUCAAUAAACAACACCAGACUGAACAAGGAUAAUGACACAUUGAAAGACAUACUAAAGGCAAGUGUUGAAAAGCCGGUGAAGAUGCUGGUGUACAGCAGCAAGACCCUUGAGCUGCGGGAGGCAACCGUUACCCCUAGCAACAUGUGGGGGGGGCAGGGCCUACUGGGGGUCAGCAUCCGUUUUUGCAGCUUCGAAGGAGCUAAUGAAAACGUCUGGCAUGUUUUGGAAGUGGAGCCAAAUUCUCCAGCAGCGUUAGCGGGUUUAAGACCACACACUGACUACAUCAUUGGAGCAGAUACUGUUAUGAACGAGUCAGAAGACUUAUUCUCAUUAAUAGAAACUCAUGAGAACAAAGGAUUGAAGCUCUACGUCUACAACACAGACACUGAUAACUGCCGAGAAGUGGUCAUCACUCCCAAUACUGCCUGGGGUGGAGAGGGCAGUCUCGGCUGUGGUAUUGGCUACGGUUACCUGCACAGAAUCCCGACUCGGCCCUUUGAAGAAGGCAAGAAAAUUUGCUUCCCUGGACACACCCAUAGUGAGCCUGCCAGCCCCCUGAAAGAUGGUUUCACGGAGGUUCAGCUGUCUGCAGUAACUCCGCCCCCAUUGGUACAAUCCAAGCCCACAGGGCUUGAGGACAGUUUAUCCGUUCUGUCACUCAGCUCAGCCCCGCCUCAAAUACAAAGCGAGCUCCACACAGGUGUUCCUACAGUCCCCCUGCUGCCAACACACAUGACCCCAGGAUUGAGUUCUCUUUCCUCUGUUACCCCCUCCACCACCCUACCAGGUUUUAUGGCCUUACCGUCCGGACUUCCUCCCCUGCCAAACCUCGCCAAUCUCCCGAAUCUCAAUAUACCGUUACCUGACCUUAGCGCUGUAUCAUUAGCUGGAUUCACUGGGUUACCUCCAACUAUAGCAGGUUUACCACCUUUCCCUCCUCUGAAUCUGCCUGGCAUCUCCCCUCUUCCCAUGCCCUCAAUGCUGCCCAGCAUGCCAGGGGCCACGCUGUCAUCUACCCUGGCCCCCUCUGACCUCAUUCCACCCACUUCCUUAGCGACAGCGCAGACUCCCGCACUAAUACUGGAUACCACGCCCAACCCCGCAGUCAAAGACACGCCUUCAGCGAUGUCUGUUGCCAUGGAGACCAUCCCACAGCAGACGACGGUUGCACAGGCUGCCGUAGAGUCCUCGUAACGAUCGUGCCGAGGCCAGGGGCGUCCCUCUGUAUCUCUAAUGUAUUUAUUCAGUACAAAAAUAUUCCAGUGCGCUAACACACACACAGUUCUGCUGAGAGGCGCUAGAGGGUACUGAGUGAUGGACAGAUAUUAAAUAUUAUAUAAAAAUAAGAUGAAUGAAUGAGGCAAGGCAGGUUUGACUUGGAAACAGAGCGCAUGCAUGUCCAAGUGUGGUGUCUCUUCAGACGCUGUGCUUUCUUAUGCUUUUUCUUUCUGUAUAUCCUGUAAUCUACUUUGAAAUGUUAGUAUAGCAUUCCUUGUAAUUACCAAUUGCUAUGUGAUUUUACGGUCUUCUUUCUUUGCACAUUUAUUUCACAUGCUCGGUUUUUCACGAACACGCUCUCUGCGUGGUCAUAUCAGACCUGUUUUGCUCAAACAUGGUAAAAUAGAUCCACCUUCGAGAUGGAUGGAAACGGAUGUGCUGCAGGGCUGAAUGUGCUUGUGCAGUUUGAAGAUUGUGAAGGAAUUUCUCAUUCAAACACACAAGCAAUAAACUACAAAGUUUUA